This is a messenger RNA of Ruditapes philippinarum (Manila clam), 1315 nucleotides long. RefSeq lists its product as uncharacterized. The record is from RefSeq and is a predicted model, not a curated record. The coding region runs from base 341 to 1123 and encodes 260 amino acids. The transcript is spliced from 3 exons. Lineage: Eukaryota; Metazoa; Mollusca; Bivalvia; Venerida; Veneridae.
GCUUCACGUCUCAAAAUGAAUCAAAGUAUUUUCUAUGUUUAUUUUGUUUUUUAAAGUAUCCAAUUGGAAAGAGCCUCUUUUGAAAGUUGGGUCACGGUAGAUAAAUCCGAUAAUAAAUUCUACAAAACAUUAUAAGAGAGUGUCGUAUAAUCAGUGACAAAGAUAAGCCCAAAAGGAUUUUUGUGAUACAGUAUUUAACUAUGUAACAGACGUUUAAAGCUGUUUGUGUAAUUUAAGAUUUCGUGACAUCCGUUCGAACAAAAUUAAAUUUGGAAACUUUACCAGGCAUAUUUUCAUCAAUAAUAAAUUUCCUUUACAAGUAACUUGAAUUCAAAGAACGAUGAAAAAUAUUUUUAUAAUUUUGAGUGUUGUUGUUCAUGGUGUUUUCCCUCUCGACGAUAAUGUGUUCAGUAAAAGGAAUGAGUUGUCUAAUAUGUUUUGUCCUGUUGCUGUUCUGGACUUUGGAUUGCAAAAGACAGGAACAAGAUGCGCCUCACUGUGUAGCAGUUCCACGACAUGCAAAGGUUUCUUUUAUCAUAAGCAGGAUAAAAUCUGCAAAGGAGCUGAAGAAAUGAUCUUCAAUACUGACGGAUGUCAAAUUAUGGCUGGCACUAAUUAUUAUCAAAACACAGAGGUUACCAGUACAACAUCCACUACUUCAACAACAACAACAGCUACAACAACAAAAGCAGCGACAACAACAGCGGCGCUGACGACAACUACAGCAACAACUACAAUUUCAAGCCAGUAUGGUAAAGUCUGUGCCUCUGAAUCUGACUGCACUAUGGUAAACAGCAAAUGUCUGGACGGCUUUUGUUCAUGUGUUGCAGGUUACCGAUACCACUCUAGUACUGACAUGUGUAUUAUGUAUUGCUUGAAGUAUGGAAGUACAUACAUCGAGUACCGUGGGAUGGGACUAAUUGCGCAUACCAAAAUCAAUGAAUACGACAACAAAGAUGUCACGUUUUGUAAAGAUGCAUGCUCGGGCGAACUAACUUGUCUCGGGUUCAACCUUGGGGGAUCUUCCAACAAAUGUAUACUGGAAUAUGGGACCCCAUUAACACACGCUAGUGGCUUUUUAGAGAGAUCUGAUAUGAGUUAUUUUUCACGGAAUUGUGAAUAAUAUUGGUACAUCUGUGGAUCAAUCUCGUUCUACAUUGACCAAUGUGGACACUUUGUGUCUACUGUUUAAGACAUUUUCUUAUUUCUUAUCGACAAGUGUUUGGUAAUAAUCAUUAUAAAUGUCGCUUUUCCAAAUUUGAUAUUUGAAUUUGUCAGAGGUUUAAAUGAUUUUAUUUAUAUGAUAAUAUUAAUC